AUGAACAGGGAGGUUGAUGUCACGGCGCCCAGCUGGCAAGUGUGGAGCACUAUUCCUGGUGGAUACGUGGCCUACAGUGCGCUGCUCUAUGACAAGUUCAGGAUGCGCACACAGCAGGUGGUUACACCAGGCAUGCUGUUUACCAUGCUGGGCAUUGAUGACACCACCAGCGCCAGCUUAACCACCUUCUACCCCAACAUCCCCCAUAAGCAGGACAGUGAGUGGAUCUUCCCAGAAUUCAGGGUGGGCAUGCCUGACAUUGCUAGGGCUGGCCAGAAGAAGACUACCAUCAACCAGCUGGGUGCCUGA
This is a messenger RNA of Acanthamoeba castellanii str. Neff, 309 nucleotides long. RefSeq lists its product as uncharacterized. The record is from RefSeq and is a predicted model, not a curated record. The coding region runs from base 1 to 309 and encodes 102 amino acids. Lineage: Eukaryota; Discosea; Longamoebia; Acanthamoebidae. The transcript is spliced from 4 exons.